Blumeria graminis f. sp. triticale is the source of this 327-nucleotide messenger RNA. The record is from the annotation of a GenBank genome assembly. NCBI's taxonomy places the organism in Eukaryota, Fungi, Ascomycota, Leotiomycetes, Helotiales, Erysiphaceae.
AUGAAGUUAAUUCAAAUUGUUUCAUCCGUUGUACUUUUUGCUCUUCCGGCAUUGGCGACCAAUGAUUGGAAAUGCGGAACAGACACAGUCUACGCAUACGUAAUAGAUAGAGAGAUGCAUGGCGCCUACGAUGCCUUUCUCACUUUAUAUUCCCUCACGCCUUCCGAUAUUCAAGAUUAUAUGAGUUUCAAAACUAAUUUCAAUGUUCCCGAAUUUAACCUUGCAGGAACUGAAUUUGAGUUGAGUUUUAACAAAGAAUUUAAAGUCAAAUCUUUCGUAUAUAUUCACAACAAUAGAAGUCGCUAUUGCACCGAACUACAAACUUGA